CGCAAACGCGCGCACGCAUAAUCUAAAAGAGAGAUCAGCUACAGUAAGAUUAAUUAUAUAUCAGGGUCAGUACUUAUUCAGCGAACAAAACAAACAGGUAAUAACCUGGUUUUUAUAUCCAAUAACAACAAAAACAAUUGCACUAAUUCUAACAAUUCUUCAGACAUUUUGAUGCUGGUGAAAAAACGAACCCUCCUGUAGAACUAUGGUCAUUAUGAAGUAAAAAAAAGAAGUCUGGUUUCAAAGUUAUGCCUCAUGUAACUGUUUUUAAUGUCGUUUCCCAGAAAUAUCCAUCUAUAACCUCAUAUUGUGUUUCUUUGAGCGGAUACCGCCACUUACAUCUGCUGUAUUUCACCAUGAAUGACUGCAUCUACAGGUUGAUAUUUCUAUUUUUUCUAUUAUUUUUCUUUUACCUUGGAUAUCGACAAACAUUGCCAUCAAGAGGAGUAAAUAGAUAAAGGAACAUAAACGGGAUGCCUUCUAGAGCUAAUUCACCCCAGGCAGAUGACAUGGAUCCUUUGGCUGGUCCUGACGAUAACACACAGGCUUCAUCUUCACAUCGUGGUAUUUCCUACGUUACGGCAAGUAUAUUUAUUAUUGGAGAAAUUGCCGGAACUGGUCUGCUUACUCUACCUAAGGCUUUGGAAGAUACGGGAUGGAUCGGAAUACUGGUUGUCACCUUAGGCUGUGCUUUAUCAACUUUUACGGGAAUAACUUUAUCAAAGAACUGGUGUAUACUGGUGGACAGGUACUCGGAGUACAUGGAAAAUAACCAGCAUCCUUAUCCAACAUUGGGCCAGAUAACGUUCGGAAAAUUUGGCAGGUACAUCGUAUCUUGCUGUAUCAACUUCACACUAUUCGGCGGCUGUGUAGUCUUCCUUUUGCUGGGUGCCACAUUGCUAACAGAUCUGACUGCUCCAACCUUACCUCUCUGUCAUUCAGUAGUAGUAAUUGCAGGAGCACUGGUUCCCAUUUCCUGGCUUGGAACUCCCAAAGACUUUUGGCCUUUGGCUGUAGUUGCCACGUUCUCAACUGCUUGCUGUGCAGUGUGCAUUCUGGUAUUGAUUGAGCAGGAUUACGAAAACAGUGUGGUUUCUGCUGUUGAACACACGCCACCGGACUUCAAUUCUUUCUUCAGAGGUUUCGGAACAUUUGUAUACUCUUUUGGAGGUCAUUCUGUUUUCCUGACCAUCCAAGCUGAUAUGAAAGUGAAACAACAUUUCUCGAAGUCGUUGUAUCUGGGAUACGCUAUUACUUUAUUGAUUUACCUACCGGUCACAAUAUUCGGGUAUUUAGUCUUCGGCAAUCGCUUAACAUUCAACGUCUUGGAGAUCAUCACAGAAAGUCGUCUUCUUUUUGCCACCAAAAUAACUAUCUUUGUUCAUAUUACUCUGGCAUUUAUAAUACUCCUGAACCCAGUUUGUCAAGAAUUUGAAUAUUUUCUAAAUGUACCAAAUCGGUUUCAUUGGAAGCGGUGCUUACUUCGUCUAAUAAUCAUGCUCUGCAUCGUAUUUAUGGCAGUUAGUGUUCCAAACUUUGGUUCCAUUCUCUCUCUCAUCGGCAGCUCUACUAUAACUCUCUUGAGUUUUCUCUUCCCGUCUUUAUUCUACUUAAAACUCGCCAAACAAAAGGGUCCAUGGAAACAAAUUGAUAUUCCACUGCAUAUCCUGGUCAUUCAUUUGGAAAUCAUCGUGGUCGGAUUAUUUGCAGCAGCGUCAGCAACAUACUCUUCUUUAGAACAAAUGAUCACUAGUAGCUUUGUUAGUCCUUGUUAUACGUGAACUUAUUUAAACAUUGGCUAUAUUUUUUUAUAUCAUUAAUGAUCCAUCAUUAUUUUAAAACUAAAAAUAUCAUUUUUACCCACAAUUCCGGGAACAUUUCAGGAAGCUUAACAGUAGCAAUACUGUGCCAAUUCCCGUAAAAAUUUUAUGCUGAAGUUAUUCCGAUAAAGGAAAUUUUCAAAAUAUAGUAAUAAAAUUUUCAAGUGAGAUUUAAAAAAAAUAUAUGUAUUAUAUUUAUGUCUAUGCAAUUUUCAAAAGUUUUUUUUUUAAUAUAUAUAAAACACAUGCUCAAUAGUAACUUCGUUUAUCCUUGUUAUGUGUGAAUAUAUUUAAAACAUUGAGACUACUUUAUAUAUCAUUUGCCCAUUUUUUAUUUAUAAAAUGCUGGUUACCCACAUCUCCUGGAAUGUUCGAGAAAGUUUUAACAUUAAUAUUAUUGUAAAAUUUUCAAUAAAAAUUUAAAGCUGAA
Molecule: messenger RNA, 2250 nt
Organism: Octopus sinensis (East Asian common octopus)
Lineage: Eukaryota; Metazoa; Mollusca; Cephalopoda; Octopoda; Octopodidae
Product: amino acid transporter AVT3B-like
Exons: 9
Coding region: 474-1781 (435 amino acids)
Source: RefSeq, a predicted model, not a curated record